CGCGGCCUUUGUCUGGCACUGACGCACAACACGAUUGUCUCCAUCUGCACACAACACAACAACACACUCGAUCUCAUUUGCUCCGCGUGUCUCCCUCCUUCACCAUCAACAAAUCAACAACAACAGCCGGCAGUCAUGAGCGACCACAACCGCCUGAUCAACCAGGAAGAGGCUGCGCAGCAGCCAGGGACCGUUGAGGCCAACCCCUUUGCUCAGGACAUGCAGCAGCAGCAGCAGCAGCAGCAGUUCCAGCAGCAGCAGCAGCAGCCGCAGUUCCAGCAGCAGCACGAAGAAGAACCAAAACCACAACAGGAGUACCAGCCCCAGGCCCAGUUCAACGCGCAGGCAUCGUGUGUGCUCACCCUGUAUGUGUCCCUUGGCCGUGAUCCCGUCCCAUCACAUCCACAGUGGUCUCCUCCCAGUGGCCACUAUGCCAGCACGUCGCCACCACCACCGCCGGAGCAGCAGCACGCCUCGCUCCACCACCAGGGCUACCAAGAGCAACAGCAGCAGCAGCAAGUGCCACAUUUCCAGCAGCAGCAGCAGCAACAACAACAGGGCUUCAUCGCCGCCCAGCCCACUCGGUUCCCGCAGCCAUCGCCGUUUGGCCGCCAGUCCCUCACCAGCCACACUUCCGAGGUCGUGUGGGACAGCCUCAGCCGGCACGCCUCCCGCCAGGCGCUCCUGGCCACGGUCGAGCAUGCUGGCUCAAGCGCUGCCCGCGGAUCGCAGCAGAAGUUCCACUCCCUCCUCGGCAACAGCACCAUCGAUGAGUUCAUCCAAGGUCUGCUUGUUCCUGGCGAGCGGCGGGUUGCGGGGCUGGACUCCAUGCCGUAUGUCAAGCUCUACUUCCAAGACGCGACGAACCUGCAGGUGUUUGAAGAGCUUGUGCCGGGCUAUCUCCUCCUCACCAACCAGCGCCUCAUUCUCCUCUCCAUCUCCCCGCAGACCACAAACGAGUGA
Messenger RNA from Salpingoeca rosetta, 963 nucleotides. RefSeq lists its product as uncharacterized. The transcript is spliced from 8 exons. The record is from RefSeq and is a predicted model, not a curated record. Lineage: Eukaryota; Choanoflagellata; Craspedida; Salpingoecidae. The coding region runs from base 136 to 963 and encodes 275 amino acids.